CUGUGCUGUCGGUGGGCGAGAUAACCAAUAGGAGCAAGGAGCGGGGGUCCCGGGACUAGAAAGAAACGGCGGCCGGGAGAGGGCUACUGGGACCAUGGGGCUUCUGACCAUUCUGAAGAAGAUGAAGCAGAAAGAGCGGGAGCUGCGACUACUCAUGCUUGGCCUGGACAACGCUGGCAAAACCACCAUCCUUAAGAAGUUCAAUGGAGAAGACAUCGACACUAUCUCCCCAACGCUGGGCUUCAACAUCAAGACCCUGGAGCACCGUGGAUUCAAGCUGAACAUCUGGGACGUGGGCGGCCAGAAGUCCCUGCGAUCCUACUGGCGGAACUACUUUGAGAGCACGGACGGCCUCAUCUGGGUGGUGGACAGCGCCGACCGCCAGCGCAUGCAGGACUGCCGGCGAGAACUCCAGAGCCUGCUGGUGGAAGAGCGCCUGGCCGGAGCAACCCUUCUCAUCUUUGCCAACAAGCAGGACCUGCCCGGGGCACUGUCCUCUAAUGACAUCCGCGAGGCCUUGGAGCUGGACUCCAUCCACAGCCACCACUGGUGCAUCCAGAACUGCAGUGCCGUCACCGGGGAGAACCUGCUGCCCGGCAUCGACUGGCUCCUGGAUGACAUCGCCAGCCGCAUCUUCACAGCUGACUGAGCCGCCCGAGAUGCCCACCUCCCAGCCCAGGCCCCUAGCCCCGGCCCACACCACGCGCCGUCCACGGGGGGAUGGGAGUCAGCCAGCCAGACUGACACCGCUCCCCACUCCGUAACCUGCUGCUGCUGCUACUGCUGCCCGCCGCUGCUCCAGGACCAGCCAGCUCCCGUGGCGGGAGGCCUGCCGCCCUGGCUGCUACCCCGGCUCCCGACCCCAGCCCGGCUCCGGCUGCCAUGCUGAGAAAAGGAGGCUGGGCCGGGGAGGGGCCGCCUGUGCUGCUACCAAGGCUGUGGGCCUCGUCCUUGGCUCAGCUGUGAAAAUAAACCAGUCCUUGCC
Molecule: messenger RNA, 985 nt
Organism: Orycteropus afer afer
Lineage: Eukaryota; Metazoa; Chordata; Mammalia; Tubulidentata; Orycteropodidae
Gene: ARL2
Product: ADP ribosylation factor like GTPase 2
Biological process (GO): protein folding
Cellular component (GO): microtubule cytoskeleton; cytoplasm
Molecular function (GO): GTPase activity; GTP binding
Source: RefSeq, a predicted model, not a curated record